UUCACACCUUCCACUGGUGUUGUGUUCCUAAUACCCAUCUCAUUUUCUAAAACACUUAUUACUUAAAAGAAGAAAAAGAAUGAUUACUGAACACGAACAUCCAUUAAAUCUUAUAGAUUUGUGGUCGGAACAACUGCAACAUGAAAAAGAGCGCGAAGAAGAAGACGAGGAAUCGAACGAGGAUGAAUUCCUUACAAAACAAGACUUCAAAUGUCUGUGUUCUCGAUGUGAAGAAGAAAUCAACUGGUUCCAUAGGUAUUACUACACAUGUUGUCAAUGUGGGUACUCUAUCCAUAAUUUUUGUGAAGAGCUUCCAGAAAAGUACAAAGACAUUUGUCAUGUUCAUCCUGUUUACUUCCUCGGAGAGAGGAAUUACGAAGAGAGGAAUUACGAUCAGUGGAUAUGUAAUAUAUGUCGUUGUUCUUAUGGGCCUGGCGACCUUUAUUAUCAUUGUCCACAAUGUGACUUUGAUGUUGAUGUAAAAUGUGCUAUAAAAAGGCAACAAAAGAAUAUCAUCUAUCAUCCUAGCCAUGAACACCCCCUAGUUCGCAUCCCUAAAAAACUUUUAUAUGAGUGUGACGCAUGUGGUAUGGAACAUAAAGGGGUCUUCUAUCAUUGUCCCCAGUGUAUUGGCCCAUUCAUUCAUAGUCACUGUGCUUUCCAACCGAAAAAGUUACGAAUCCAACAUUAUACAAAUGAUUUUUUCUCUCAUAUUCAUCCACUCGACCUUUCUUAUACCUUUCCGAAAGAGGAGCAAGAAUCCAAGUUUUACCCACUGUGUAGAGUAUGUCGUCAAGCAUUUUCUAAGGAGUAUCUUUGGAUAUAUAAAUGCGAAAAAUGCAGAUACUAUACGCAUCUGAAUUGUGCAACAUCAAGAAACGAGCCCUUCAUGUCCAUCCUUACAUCUCCAGGUACAGGUAAAAUCAUAAAAAACUAUGAAGAUGCUGAACAUCCUAAUCUUCUUCGUCUACCAUUUCCCGAUCCAUCUUUUAGCCUACUAAAACACUUGUUUUUCAAGAAAGAUGGAUCAAGUGCCUACAAAACACGUGAUAUUAGUCAUCAACAUCCACUAACUCUGGUGGAUGGUGAUAUCACAACCCCCACCUCUUCUAGAAUAAAACCAAUAUCCUAUCAUGACCCAAUGAAGAGGAUUCAACUUUUGUGUGACGGGUGUGUGAGACCAAUUACGAGUUGGCCAAUUUACGUGUGUGCCAAUGAGGAGGAGGAGCAUUGCAACUUUGUGCUCCACGAGUGGUGCUCCCGGCUACCUGCUGAACUGAUAGACCACCCUGCUCACCAACAACAUACCCUGAUUCUCCAUUCAAAAGCCCCUCGUCAGUUUUUUGGGGUAUUUUCUUGUAAUAUUUGCAGCUUACCUUGUAAUGGAUUUGUCUAUUGUUGUAUGGAAUGCGUAGACUUCAUCAUUGACGUUGAGUGUGCCUUCUUACCUAAAGAAAUCACUCAUACUUCUCACCCAAAUCAUGUCCUUUCUCGGGUUUAUCAAAGUGGUUUUCUAUGUCGUAUAUGCAAAUAUACUGAGUCUGGGAAUAACUUUUCAUUCAGUUGCCAUACUUGUAAUGAUUUUCAUCUACACACCAAGUGUGCUUUGUUUAUACCGGAGACAACUAUGAACAAGUGUGACAAGCAUCCAAUGAAGCUGAGUUACUUUCCCAUUGAGAACCAUAAGAGUGACUAUUUUUGUGAAGUUUGCGAGCGAGAACUUAAUCCUGAGCGUCCAUUCUAUCACUGUCGUGAUUGUAUGCAGUCUAUCCAUACAACUUGUGCUCCGUCAAUACUUCAGUAUGAAACAUAUGACCGAUAUAGUGGAGGCGUUUAUAAGUUUGUAAAUGUGAAGUUUGGGGGCACAUAUAACAAUAUUGAAGUGCAUCCACACCCCCUUUCAUUUGUUCAAGGGAUUGAAGACGAUGGUGAAUGUGCCAGCAAUGAUUGUUAUUACAGAUAUCAGCCGUAUAAUCUCCAGUAUAGUAUGAUCUUUAAGUGUUUAGAUUGUAAAUUUGCAGUUCAUUACGAGUGUUGUGAACGUAUGAGUAGCUAAUAUAUAUAAUUGGUUUGUUCUUGCGUU
Messenger RNA from Helianthus annuus (common sunflower), 2083 nucleotides. RefSeq lists its product as uncharacterized. The transcript has 2 exons. The record is from RefSeq and is a predicted model, not a curated record. The coding region runs from base 80 to 2056 and encodes 658 amino acids. Lineage: Eukaryota; Viridiplantae; Streptophyta; Magnoliopsida; Asterales; Asteraceae.